AUGGCUUUCUUUGGAAAAAUGUACAAAUUGGAACGUACUGAAAACUUCGAAGAUUUCGUCCAUAGCCUAAAACUCCCGCCAGCAGAUACUCAAGCAUACAUUAAUAGCAGAUCGACACAAAAAUUAGAUAAAAAUGGUGACGAAUAUGUUAUUACAACUUUCUAUGAUGGAAAAUCCUCUGAAAUGAAAUUUAAAAGCGGCGUCGAGUUUGACGAAGUUGUCAACUCGGAAGUGAUUCCCAAGAGCACAAUAACUGUAGAAGGCAAUAAGCUUACACACGUGCAAACAUUCCAAGAUGGCAACACCAUUACCUAUGUGAGGGAAUAUUCUCCGGAAGAACUAGUCGUGACAGUCACCGCCAACUUCUGGCCCGGCACAGCUAAGAGAUUCUACAGCGCUCAAUAG
Molecule: messenger RNA, 405 nt
Organism: Zerene cesonia (dogface butterfly)
Lineage: Eukaryota; Metazoa; Arthropoda; Insecta; Lepidoptera; Pieridae
Product: fatty acid-binding protein 2-like
Exons: 4
Coding region: 1-405 (134 amino acids)
Biological process (GO): fatty acid transport
Cellular component (GO): cytosol; nucleus
Molecular function (GO): fatty acid binding
Source: RefSeq, a predicted model, not a curated record